AUGAUCUCCCAGGGGCCCCGACGCCCCGCGGCCUUCCUGGCCGCCCUGCCGCUGCGCUACCUGCCCGGAGGCCCCGCUACCUGGAUCGGGGUGGCACUGCCGCAACUCCGCCUCCUCCCUUCUCCGACCGCCGCCCACCCCUGCUUCGACGCGCCGCCAGCCCCUCCCCCUUCCGGGAGCGCCGCCGGCCACUCCCUCUCCGCGCGCACGGCCGGGCCCACCUCCUCCUGGCACGUCGCCGCCCCGCUGCCUCUCGACGUGCCGCCACCUCUCGUCCUUCCGGUGCGAGGCUGUCGUCCCCACCUCCUCCUGGCGCUCCGUCACCCUGCCUCCUUCCGGCGCGAGGCUGGCCAUCUCCUUCAGGGCGAGGUGGGUUUGGACUUCAGCCCCUUCCGCUCCUCCCGGGCACCGCCGCGCGUUCCCACCCAGAACCCCGCUUGCUCCAGUGCGCCGCCGCUGGUCCCUGCCCUGCACCCCGCCUCCUCCCAUGCGCAGCCGCGCGUCCCCGCCCUGAACCCUGCCUCCUCCCACCGGCUCGACCCCUGCAGCAACUGCUGCCAGAUCACGCGUGAGGCCCGGCCGCGGCGUCGUCCUGCUCCGCCGCUGCCGUCGUGGAAGACGACCACCAACUGCCACCCACAGAUCCUGGACGGAAUCCCCUUGCCGGUUCUUCCGACGCCCAAACGGUGGAUGCAACACACCGCGUCACUGUAA
This is a messenger RNA of Aegilops tauschii subsp. strangulata, 714 nucleotides long. The record is from RefSeq and is a predicted model, not a curated record. NCBI's taxonomy places the organism in Eukaryota, Viridiplantae, Streptophyta, Magnoliopsida, Poales, Poaceae.